Lymnaea stagnalis (great pond snail) is the source of this 6322-nucleotide messenger RNA. The record is from the annotation of a GenBank genome assembly. Lineage: Eukaryota; Metazoa; Mollusca; Gastropoda; Lymnaeidae.
GUGCUAGUGUUUGACAACAUGAUUCUAGAACUGUAAGCUUGUACUUUUGUCUUCGUGUUUAAACGGACAAGAAUCAGCUACUUCUGGCCAACAGAUUGUAUUCUUUAAAGAAAUAUUUAAUUCUUUCAACACGAAGUUACAUGAAAAGCUUACACCGGUAUGUCAAAAACUCGUUGAAUUUUAAAAUCAAUACUAAUCUAUAUUUCAAUAAAGGAGUUGAAAAACGACCUCAUUAAUUCAAUAGGGCCUUAUAUAAUAGGUCAUGGGUAGGCCUAAACGAGUUUUAAUGACAUGGACUCAAAACCCCAAUAGACUCCCACUGCCAAGUAGGGGAGUUCACUAAUAAUUCUUCUGGCACUGGAUAUAAAUGAUUGAUUUACGCGUGGUGUGUGUUUGAGAGAUUAUUAAGUUAGUGAACGCACUUCCCGGGCUUGACUUGGUGACGUAUUUUUAUGCUUAUUAUGACGUAUUGUCUAGUCUGUUGUGUGACGUACGUUUUAGCCGUCUGACAGUCUUGAAAGGAACUGUGUGUGAAAGAAGGAUGUGUUUGAUUUCUGUCUGAUAGCGUGCUGCGCUAGAUACAUGUGUUUAUGGAAUUGACAGUCUGUGAAUUACAUUAGAUAUUCAAGUUUCAUGUCUUAUGAUAAAGGACUUGAGUUGAUUCGGGGCUAGUUCGACGUAUUGCAACGCGUGGAAGAAGUCGAUGGGUAAACCAAUGGAGUACACACAAAAGAGUUUGAAACCCAGGAUACCUACAGACGGCACGGCACAGACGGCACUCCACAGACGGCACGGCACAGAUGGCACGCCACAGACGGCGCGGCACAGAUGGCACGCCACAGACAGCAUGGCACAGACGGCACGGCACAGAUGGCACGCCACAGACAGCAUGGCACAGACGGCACGCCACAGACGGCACGGAACAGAUGGCACGCAACAGACGGCACGGCACAGACGGCACGGCACAGACGGCACGCCACAGACAGCAUGGCACAGACGGCACGGCACAGAUGGCACGCCACAGACAGCAUGGCACAGACGGCACGCCACAGACGGCACGGUACAGAUGGCACGCAACAGACGGCACGGCACAGAUGGCACGGCACAGAUGGCAAGCCACAGACAGUACGGCACAGACAGUACGGCACGGCGCGUACGGCAUGUUGAUGUUAUUCAUCACGACUGACAGGCAGGUUGUUUGAAUAUCAUUCAAAAAGUCGAACGUCUCAAUAAAUAACCCCCCCCCCCCCAAGCCAUCAUCCCAAGAACACUGGACCAACUUCAGCGGAAUAAUGUGUGUAAUGUGCAGGCAGUGUGUAGAGUGUAGGUUAUAGUGUGUAGAGUGUAGUGUAUAGUGUGUAAGAGUGUAGAGUGUAGUAUAGACAGAGCGUGUAAUUGUGUAGUCUUAUUUUUGUCUGAUAAAAUUUAAAGACAUUUUCUUAGUUCACAAAUGUUGCUUUUUGUCUUCAACAAUUCAAUGACAUUUUGUUGUUGCCUUUCAUCGUCAUCUGACAGAGGUUGUUUUGUUGGACGUUUGAUAUCUGACAGAGCUUGUUUUGCUGGACGUUCGAUAUCUGACAGAGGUUGUUUUGCUGGACGUUCGAUAUCUGACAGAGGUUGUUUUGCUGGACGUUCGAUAUCUGACAGAGCUUGUUUUGCUGGACGUUCGAUAUCUGACAGAGCUUGUUUUGCUGGACGUUCGAUAUCUGACAGAGGUUGUUUUGCUGGACGUUCGAUAUCUGACAGAGCUUGUUUUGCUGGACGUUUAAAAUGAACUAGGUUUGGUUUAUUUUAAGCUAACUACUAAUUUUUUUUUUGUUAUGUUUUGGUGGAGUGGGGUAGAUUUGUGUCAUGCUGGAUGAAAUCAGGAGCUGUCUUAGGAUCCUCAUUUAUUGAAUCAACAUUCACAAUUCCCUGUGUAUGACGUUCUAAAAAUAGCGCAAGUGCGUUUGGACUUGGUGCGUAGUAUUGUAUUUAGUUUGACGGGGGAAGUAUUCCCACUUUAACUUUAAAUAUGGUGGUAGAGAUGUGUGUGUGUGUGGCGUCAAAGUCGGUGACGUAUUAGAAUCUUAAACACAGUUCAAGGGCGUGACAAAAUGUGUGCUUUAAUGUACCAGGGGAAAAAAAAUGGGGGGGGGGUGGGGGUGGGGGUGGGAGGAGCACUAAUUGGGUUGUGUAUCAAGUGCGUUCCUCCAAUGGAUGUGUUUUCUCCCAAGUCCAUUGAUCAGAGGGGGGGGGGGGGGGGGGGGGGGGGGGGGGGGGGGGGGGGGUGGGAGGAGCACUAAUUGGGUUGUGUAUCAAGUGCGUUCCUCCAAUGGAUGUGUUUUCUCACAAGUCCAUUGAUCAGAUGGGACGUUCGAGCAUGGCACGCGCCAUUGUUUGUGCGCCAGGAUACAGCCAACCUUGAUAACAUUAACAGAUACACUAUAAUGUACUAUAGUACACAAGUAGGUCAAAGGCAUGAGAUUAUUGUGACGCACUUACGCAUACUCGAACGCGUAAACUAUCUUAUUCGCAAAAAGAAGUACAUUUUUUUUUAAACUUAAGAAGAAAAAAAUUGCACGACAGGCCGAUUUUGUCACACCCUCGGUACUCCUCGGUACUCCUCUGCCACACCCUCGGUACUCUUCUGCCACACCCUUGGUACUCCUCUGCCACACCCUCGGUACUCCUCUGCCACAUCCUCGGUACCAAUCUGCCACACCCUCGGUACGCCUCUGCCACUUCCUCUGUACUCCUCUGCCACACCCUCGGUACGCCUCUGCCACACCCUCGGUACGCCUCUUCCACACCCUCGGUACGCCUCUGACACACCCUUGGUACGCCUCUGCCACACCCUCGGUACUCCUCUGCCACACCCUCGGUACGCCUCUGCCACACCCUCGGUACUCCUCUGCCACACCCUCGGUACGCCUCUGCCACACCCUCGUUACGCCUCUGCCACACCCUCGGUACGCCUCUGCCACACUCUCGGUACGCCUCUGCCACACCCUCGGUACUCCUCUGCCACACCCUCGGUACGCCUCUGCCAUGCCCUCGGUACGUCUCUGCCACACCCUCGGUACGCCUCUGCUACACCCUCAGUACGCCUGUGCGUAAAAAAAAACCAACAAGAUCUCUUACAUUGUAAUUUCUCAUGUUCUUAUCAACAAACUCUGACAGCAUUGUAUGGGACAAUUGAGCUAAUCAUGGGAUUCUUUGAUCUGUUUCAGCAUUCUUCAUCUCCUUUAGGCUGGUGGUUCACAAGUCAUUGUGAUGUUGGACCAAAUCGAAAUCGCCCAUUUACAGUAGUCGCCACGUGAUAAUCGAUCAUCAACGAUGCUUUUGAUAAACGCUUUGAUGUAUGAGUCGAUAUUUAUUGUUCAAACUCGGAACUAACCGCCCAGGAAACAAAGACAGGAAAAAGGCGUAAGCUUGGAUCACUAUGGGUAAGAGCGUAGCAAAUUUGACUCUGACCGAAAAGCUGCACCGGCAUUACGACAGCCGCAACUUCCAGCCCCAAGACUCGUCAAUGACAUGCUUUGCGGUGUCGGUCGUGUGGGUGAACACGCUGAGUCUAGCCGCCGAGGGCCUCCUGGUGCUCUUGCCAUCUCACCACCUGAGCGGUGACCAACGGAGCGGCGGGGACACGGAAGCCGGCGGCCGAGCCGUGCCCGCGGGCUACAGGUGGGCCCAGGCGGCCGUGGUGUGGCUUUUAGCCGAGACCGUGUGUCAGUGGUGGUUCUUACGUGACGGCUCGCGGAAUAUCGUCCCGAGAGCAAGGGGGCCACCAGAUGGUAGCGGGGCACCAGAUGGUAGCGGGGCACCAGAUGGUAAUGGGGCGCCAGGAGGCAACGGGGCACCAAAAGGUAACUAUUUUAUUUAGAUAUAUUAUAGUAAUAUACGUGGUAUAUCCAAUGUUGUUUCGUCUGUCGAAUCUACAGUACCCAUUUAGUAUUGGGGGCUGAUUCUCCCUGUGAUAGCACGGAUGGCUGAUGUGAGCGCUUCUGGAACGAAAUGCUGUUGUGCAUGGGGAUGGAUGGGAACACAUCUCCAGAUACAGUAGUGUCCCCGGCAAUCAGUACCAGGGUUGUCUUUUCGUGAUCAGCAGCAGCUGUUCUACUUGCGCCCCAAUCUGAAUAACCGUGAUCAUGACGUCAUCAAUAGCCCGAUUGGUUCUAGUGUUAACAUUUUGAAUUGCAUUUCUCUUUUUCUACUACAGUUAAACACGUAAUCAUGCUACAGUUAAACACGUAAUCGUGCUACAGUUAAACACGUAAUCGUGCUACAGUUAAACACGUAAUCGUGCUACAGUUAAACACGUAAUCGUGCUACAGUUAAACAUAGAAUCGUGCUACAGUUAAACACGUAAUCAUGCUACAGUUAAACACCUAAACGUAACUCCUAGUUUAAAAAAACACCACCACAUUUUUUGUGUGUGCAUUAUUUGACCCCUAGGCUGGAGACGCUGUUCUGUGUGCCAGAUGGACGCCCCUCCCCGCUCUCACCACUGCUCCAUCUGUCAGCACUGCGUCCUAAAGCGCGACCACCACUGCUACUUCUCCGGUUCCUGCGUCGGACUGCACAACCAGCGCCAUUUUAUCUAUUUUCUGAUGUACGUCGUCAUGGCGAGCACCUAUGCUGUGUACAUGCAGACCGCCUUCUUACUACGUAAGGUAAAAUGGGGAACAGUUUAAUGGAAAAAAAUAAUAAAUUCGCUCUCUUAAUGUCGCUAAUGAAUUCCAAAUGUACACCAAUGAGCCAAUUCCAAAUGUACACAAAUGAGCCAAUUCCAAAUGUAAACAAAUGAGUCAAUUCCAUAUCGACAUAAAUUAGCCGAUUCCACACUUACAUAAAUGAGCCUAUUUCACAUGUACACAAAUGAGACAAUGCCAAAUGUACAUACAUGAGCCAAUUCCUAAUGUACACAAAAAAUCCAAUUCGAAAUGUACACACAUGAGCCAAUUCCAAAUGUACAUACAUGAGUCAGUUCCAAACGUACACACAUGAGCCAAGCUGUGUUGUCUUAAUUGUUUCUGCUGGUGGAGGCAUUAAGCCGAUACGUCCGCUGUUUUGUUUCGUCUUUUGUUUUCCUUCUUCGAGUUUUCCCCCUACCCUGUGUUUUUUUUUUUAAUUCUUAUUGAUUCCAACUGAAGGCAGUCCUUCCCAUAGUAUUAAAAUUGUAAGGCUUUCCCCAAACCCAGUGGCGUCUACACGAAAAAAAAUUGGGGGGGGGUGGGGGCAGCUGCUUUUAAUCUGAGUUGGGGGUGUGUGAUAACAUUGUAUGGAAAGACACGUGUUUUUACCACCCAAAAACCGUGUCCCGCCCCGGGGGGGGGCACCUACCCUAACUACGCCACUGCAUGAGGCUAGGGAAAGGGAAACACUAAUGGCAGUGUUCAACUUAUGAUAAGAGUUUUGACGGUAAGAAAUCAUCUGUUAUCUCUCGUCCCUUUCUUUUUCUUCCAGGAAGAUGCCUCCUAUUUGUUCCCGCCCGUCGCCAUGUUGAAAAUGUUGACGGCCCAGACGACAGUGCUGAGCUUCGUGAUCAUGCUCCACCUCUACCUCAGUGUCAUCUCAGCGUGCGCCGCGCUGGGCUUCAUGGGCUGGCAGCUCAACAUCAUAUCCAAGGGGCAGACGUCCUACGAGGCCAUGAAAGGGCUGUCCAAAUAUCGAAUGAGAACCGCGUACGCCAACUUCCGGUGUGUUUUCGGGUCACCGCUUCAAUGUUGUGCGGCGUUCGUGUUGCCUGUCCGUCCCGCACUUCCGGACAAUGGCUUGGACUGGACAGAGUAACGAUGAGUGGGUUACUAAGUUACCUUUAAGCUGUACAGAAAUCAAACAACGAACAAUGACUGUUUUGUUUUUAAAAAGGCCAUUAAUAUAUUUUAACAAAGAGGGAUGUGCCCCAGGGGCGUUUAUCUUUAAAAUUAAUUUUAAAGACGCCCUUAUCACAUCCCUACUGCCCCUCACCGCCCCCACCCCACAAAAAGAUGUUAUUACUUUUUUUAAAAAAUUAAAUAAAUACUAGAGUCUAAUAAUAAAACUUAACCUGUUCACAUAAAUGUUCAGAAUGGUAGUUUUGAGCAAAUGUCUAACUUAAGGCCGAUUGCAGCACCAUGAAAUGAACAAGUGUAACAUAUAUUUUAAAGAUUGUGCAAAUAGAGUCAAGUAUCUAGCUCCUAGGCUCUGAUGACAACAACUUUUAACGUAGGUUCAUUCUAUAAAUCUAGACUUUGAAACACAAAGUUUAAUAGUAUGGAUUUCGUUUCUUCACUGUUCAAAUUCAUGUGCUGUUUAAAUUCAUGUGCUGUUUAAAUUCAUGUGAUGUUUAAAUUCAUGU